Messenger RNA from Rotaria sordida, 1224 nucleotides. Lineage: Eukaryota; Metazoa; Rotifera; Eurotatoria; Philodinida; Philodinidae. The record is from the annotation of a GenBank genome assembly.
AUGAGUAAAUCUUAUGAUUUUAAUUUAUGGUCACAUUAUUAUCGUGAUUAUCUUCUUUCAAAUAUAAUACCUUUUUGGCUUCGUUAUUCAAUUGAUACUGAAUAUGGUGGUUAUUUUACAUGUCUUGAUCGUUAUGGAAAAAUUUUUGAUACAGAUAAAUUUAUUUGGUUACAAGCACGACAAGUUUGGAUGUUUGCAAAAUUAUAUCAAGAUGAUGAUUUAUAUAUUUCUGAUGAUGAACGAAAACAAUGGUUAUUAACAGCACAACAUGGUAUACAAUUUCUUGAAAAAUAUGGUCGACAUCCAACAAGUGGACAAUGGUAUUUUUCUUUAACACAACAAGGUGAACCACUUAUUGAACCAUAUAAUAUAUUUUCAAGUAUUUUUGCUUCAAUGGCAUUUGGACAAAUGGCUAAAAUUGAUAAAAUUAAUUGUGAAAAAUAUAAAGAAAUUGCAUUAAAUACAUUUAAUGAUAUAGAAAAACGUCGUUUAAAUCCUAAAAGUGAAUGGAAUAAAGCAAGUCCUAUAUCACCAAGACAAUUAAAAAGUUUUGCUUUACCUAUGAUGAUGUGUAAUUUAGCUAUGGAAUUAGAACAUAUUAUUGAUAAACAACUUCUACAAACAUUAACACAAGAAUGUAUUAAAGAAAUAAUUGAACAAUUUCGUCAAAUUGAUUCUGGAUUAAUUUUAGAAUAUAUUAAUGAUAACGAUGGUUCAAGAAAUGAUUCAUUUGAAGGACGACUUCUUAAUCCUGGUCAUGGUAUUGAAGCAAUGUGGUUUUUACUUGAUAUUGCUGAACGACAAAAUAAUAAAGAAUUAGCUUCAAUAUGUAUUGAUACAUUAUUAAUAAUAUUAAAUUAUAGUUGGGAUGAUAAAUAUGGUGGAAUUUUUUAUUUUCUUGAUAUUGAACAACGACCACUACAACAACUUGAAUGGGAUCAAAAAUUAUGGUGGGUUCAUCUUGAAACAUUAAUUGCAUUAGUUAAAGCUAUUGAUCAUCGACCAGAUAAAAUAGAUGAAUUAGUUAAUUGGUUAAAUAAAGUACAAAAAUAUACUAUUGAUCAUUUUGUUGAUCCAGAAGGUGGAGAAUUAUAUGGAUAUUUAAAUCGACAAGGUGAAGUUUUAUUAAAUUUAAAAGGUGGAAAAUGGAAAGGAUGUUAUCAUGUACCUAGAGCAUUUUAUUUAUGUUGGAAAACAUUAGAUAAAAUUAGCAAGAAAAAAUAA